AUGGCCGGCCGUGAGCGAGGCCAGCCAGCCAAGAGGCUCAGAGGCCAUGCCCUGGACUUGGCAAGGGGCACGGCCGAGCAAAAGGAAAGGGUUGAAAGAGGAGAAAGCUCCCUCGCAACAGGGUUGCUGUCCUUGUGGGCUCAUGGGAACAUAGCAGCCACGACCAUGUGUUGGUUGGCCCUCCUCGCCACACUGGACGGGGUGGAGCACGAGGAAGUUGUAGCCUUGGCCAAGGCUGGCAACUUCGGGCAAGUUCCCGGCAACUGUGCCAGGGACGUGACGAGAAGGUUUUGCAGUGCUAGCCGUGUGCCAGAGCCUCUGCAGGUGCCCAUCCCGGUCUUGGACCCUAAAACAAACAAGGACUCGACUGAAGAUGCCGGAAUCAUGUUGCCACACAUGGUCUUCAGUACCCUCGCAAUAGGGUACCCGGCAAUCUUCGAGUCUUUGGGCUUGGACAAGCUCGAAGCUUUUUGGAACAGUGCCCUCGCAACAGGGGACGACCGACUGGAGAAUGUACCUGCCCUCAAAGGCAGGGACUGGAAGAGGAAGGUCGUCCCGCUGUUCGUUCACGGGGACGGUGUGGAGUACCAGACCAGGGACAGCCUUAUGGUGUGGUCUUUCGGAAGUCUUCUGAGUCUUUUCUCCGAUAGUCUGAUGAAGCACUUCCUCAUGGCAAUGUUCCCUAAAAUAGCGACCUCAGCGAGCACCUGGCCUGGAAUCAUGAAAUGGCUAGUCUGGAGCUUCGAUGCCCUCGCCAAAGGGUACCACCCCAAAAAAGGGCCUGAGAACGAACCCUUGAAAAAGGGUUCGGUGUUCGAGAAACUGAAAGGCCAACCGCUCACUCCUGGCCAUCACAAAGGCAUCAUUUGGUCCCUGCAAGGGGACCACGACUUUUUCAGCAAUGUAGUGGGACUGCCACACUGGCAGUCCCACUACCCGUGCUGGGAGUGUGAUGCUUCCUUGAAAGAGGAAGCAGCACGACAUGGCAAAUGGGUCAAAGAAAUCGAGCAGGACAAGCAAAACUUCGUUCGUGUCACCUCGAAGCAGGCAGCACGGCACCCGAGGUCUGCCCAUCCUCUCUUCACCCUGGACGGUGUGACCACUCGCCUUGUAAGAGGCGACGGGCUCCACAUUAUGUUCACGAAAGGCAUAUAUGCCCACCUGUUGGGCUCGGUGUUACAUUUUUCUGUUGGUGGGACGAGCCCGGCCACGCUCGGGCUUUUGUGGGCAGCAAUUCAAAGGGAAUACACGGCUCUGCGAGUAGAAACCCGUGUAACCAAUUUGAGAUUGAGUAUGUUCACCAAUCCAAAAACGCCAUGGGCUGUCACUCCUUUCUUGGAGUGUAAGGGUGCCGAGAACAAACACUUGCUGAAGCCACUCGCAACAGUGGCUAGGAAGCUGCUCGACACGACCGAGCCUGUGCAAUGCUCUAUGCUGUCCGCCUUGGAGUGCAUGUCGGACCUCGUCGAAGUCUUCGAUGAGGCCGACAUGUUCCUUGCAGACAAUGAGUUUCGCAAGGCAGAAAGCCUCGCAAAAGGCUUUCUCGACAGCUACAGCUUCCUGAACCAGUGGUCCCUUGAAAAGGGUACCCUGGAUUCAGGAUUGUAA
Symbiodinium sp. CCMP2592 is the source of this 1608-nucleotide messenger RNA. Lineage: Eukaryota; Dinophyceae; Suessiales; Symbiodiniaceae. The record is from the annotation of a GenBank genome assembly.